AGAUGGGGCGGGACUUGAAGCCAAACUCCAGGUUUCCAAAAUGGCAGCGUCCAUAGAGCUAAGCUUAAACAAUUUACCUUCCGAUCCUUUGCUGUUAAUUUUAUCCUUUCUUGACUUUAGAGAUUUGAUUAGUUCCAGUUUUGUGAGUAGACGACUCAACGAGCUUUCCAGUCACAACCCAUUAUGGAAAGGCCUUUGUUUGAAACAUUGGCUUUUAACAGAGUCAGACAAAAUGCAGAGGGUUCGAACCUGGAAGGAACUCUUUAAAGAGUUCUAUGCUGACUUGGGUCGCUACAUUGAUCACUAUGGCACCCUAAAGAGAGCCUGGGAUGACCUUAAGAGAUAUCUUGAGCAGAGGUGCCCAAGAAUGAUUGCAUCUCUCAAGGAGGGUGCAAAGGAAGAAGAGCUGGAUGGUAUUGAAGCUCAGAUCGGUUGUAAGCUCCCAAAUGACUACCGGUGCUCCUACCGGAUACACAAUGGACAGAAGCUGGUUGUUCCUGGGUUAAUGGGAAGCAUGGCACUCUCUAACCACUACCGCUCAGAGGACCUGCUGGACAUUGAAACGGCAGCAGGUGGCUUUCAGCAGCGCAAGGGCAUGAGGCAGUGUUUGCCCCUCACCUUCUGCUUUCACACUGGCCUCAGCCAGUAUAUGGCCCUAGAGGGUACGGAAGGCCGCAGCCGCUGUGAGAUAUUCUACCACUGCCCGGAUCAAAUGGCACAAGAUCCGUCUGCAAUUGACAUGUUCAUCACAGGGUCCAGCUUUACUGAGUGGUUUACCUCGUACGUCCAUAAUGUGGUAACGGGAGAGUACCCCAUUAUCCGGGAUCAGAUCUUCAGGUACAUCCAUGAUAAGCAGUGUGUUGCCACCACAGGGGACAUCACUGUUUCAGUCUCUACCUCAUUCCUGCCAGAGCUCAGCUCGGUGCAUCCUCCGCAUUUCUUCUUUACCUAUCGGAUCAGGAUUGAAAUGGCAAAGAAUGCCCUCCCUGAGAAUGCCUGCCAAUUGGACAGCCGUUAUUGGAAGAUCACCAAUGCUAACGGAAAUGUGGAGGAGGUCCGUGGGCCAGGCGUUGUCGGCGAGUUCCCUGUGAUGACUCCGGGUAAAGUACACGAGUAUGCCAGCUGCACAACCUUCUCCACUACCUCGGAGUACAUGGAAGGCCAAUACACCUUCCACCGUCUCAAGAACAAAGAGGAAAUAUUUGAUGUCUGCAUUCCACGCUUCCACAUGGUUUGUCCUCCGUUCCGAGAGUCAAUGGUACGGUCGCAGGGAUCAGCAAGGGAUGUUUCCAGCUCGUCUUUCAAUGAAGACAACUCCUCUGACACAGAUGACUACGAUGAGGGCGAGUUUCGAGGCAUAAACAUGGCGGCACCGGGCGGACGAUGCCCACGACACAUCUGACACACUAAUCUCACUACAGAAGGAUUUUCACAUUUACAUUAGAGAUACAUUGUUUUUAUCCAUUGUAAAAUAAUCUAUUUACCAUGGGCAUUGCUCUAUGUAAACCUUUCUACUCCCCAGUACAAUGAAAUACUUCCACGCUCUCUGCAAUACAACCUCCCACGUAAAGUCCAGAUUGCUCCAUUGUUUGUUUUUCUUUUUUUUCUUCUUUCCAACAACGGAGCGAUCUGGAACUGAACAUUGAUGGAUGAGGGUGGGGCGCUGUCAGCUUUUUUUCAAUAGCGACAUUGUUCAUUCUCUAACUGGCCUGCCCAAAGUGCAUAUUGGAGUUGUAUCUAAAUUACUAGAAUUGCCUUUGGUCCUUGGAAUAUGUAGUGGUUGAAGGGGAAAAAACAGAUUUGCAUUGCCACAGGUUCAUUGUAGCUGUCUGGCGAAUGGAUCCCGCAAAAAGGCAAUUUUACUUCAUUAAGAAGCAGCUGUAAACUUUCAUGAGUAUGGUGAUGUAAAUCAGAGAUGGUCCCUUCCAGUGGAUUUCAAACAAAGAGAAUCCCCAUGAAUGACAUGCAACCACAUGAGUCAAAGCAGGGAAUCUUUGGAUAUGUUAACAAAAGUCACAAGCUGUUGUGCUACAUUGGAGGUUGUCUGAAGGUCUAGUUGAUAUUCAGGAACAUUUGUGGGCUUGCCUCUGCCAUGCAGUCAUGCAUUUCAUGGCUCAGUAUCUUAUUAAUUGCAAUGUGAUUAUGACUAUGAUUCUUCUGAAGCCUGUGGAAACAAACAACUGUUUAGUAAAGCAGCCAGUGUGCAGUUUCUUAUAGAAAUCUGAAUGUUUGAUCAGUGAGCUACAUCAUGCCUUUACAGUAAAUUGUCUUGGUGGUCCAGUUUCCUUUAGUUUGGCUUUGAGCACACUCAUCUCAGCACAUUUUUACUGGACAUGAAAAUACCCUGGUUUAGCGGAGAAAAUCUAGAUUCUAAGCAAAUGUUUUUCCUUUUGACAUUUUUGCCCAGAAGGCAAGUGUGCUGUUAUGUAUAGAACUUUAUUGAGUGAUUUCUCAAAUUAUGGAAUUAAGAUGUUUACGUUCUGUUGCCUAUGAAUGGCAAGACCUAUAUUUUACCUGGGUAAUAUAACUAAUUAUUUUAAUCUUGUUUCCCCUUCCUACUAAGCUGUGCAAUAGAGUCUCUGGCUAUUCUCUAUAAUCAUUUCAAACCUCAUUUGAUUUGCAUUUAGGUAUUUGUUCAUUAUCAAAGUUUUUUACUUCAUAAAUGUUUUGUUUUUCUAUGUUUGGGGUAAAUAAACACUAAAUGCUGAA
This is a messenger RNA of Esox lucius (northern pike), 2709 nucleotides long. RefSeq names its product F-box protein 3 (gene fbxo3). The record is from RefSeq and is a predicted model, not a curated record. Gene Ontology annotation, molecular function: protein binding. The transcript is spliced from 11 exons. Lineage: Eukaryota; Metazoa; Chordata; Actinopteri; Esociformes; Esocidae. The coding region runs from base 41 to 1402 and encodes 453 amino acids.